Messenger RNA from Chiloscyllium plagiosum (whitespotted bambooshark), 3187 nucleotides. The record is from RefSeq and is a predicted model, not a curated record. Lineage: Eukaryota; Metazoa; Chordata; Chondrichthyes; Orectolobiformes; Hemiscylliidae.
CCUAGUCCGGAUCAGAGUCCGUUCCUCCUCCUGUUCGGAUUCUCUCCACUGCAAUGGUCUGCUCCCACUCCACCCGUUCUUGGUUCGGAUUUGGAACCGGAUUCGCUCCACCGCUCCUGCUCUGGAUUUGGGAUCUGUCCCCAGUGUUCCUAAUCCUGGACUGGAUUCCCUCCCACUGUUCCUGAUCCGCUCCCAUUCCGGAUUGAGUCCUCUCCUACUCCGGUCCCAAUGCUCCGGGUCCGGAUUGCAAUCGGAUCUGCCUCCCGCUGCUCCUAUUCCUGGACUGGAUUCGCUCCCGGGGGGAUUCCUAUUCCGGUUGGGAUCUGCAUUGGGUGCUCCCGCCACUGGCGGAAAACAAGGUCCCAAAAUGUAAAAGGAGCCAAUCAGCGGCGAGCCCUCGGUGCCCAGCAACAGCUGCUAGAGACGCGGCUUGGCCCGGGCUCCGGAGGGUGAUCGUGCCCCGGGGGCUGGGGGGUAUCCGAAGCUGAAUGUGACCGGAGCAAGAACUGGGGGGACCCUCUUCCCAAACCAUGGCUGCAUUUAUCUAGAGCCUGCAGAGAGGUGCGUCCGAUCUAACUGGUGUUUGAUAAAGUCAGGCCUGACAGUAAAACUGAACCCGAGCAAUGUCAGGCUCAGCACAGAUUAUCAACUUGGCUUAGUGACGGGAAACACAGUGUUGCUGGUGAAAGGUUACACUUUCCGACUGGGGAAGGUCACUGCUUACUCCCUUUCCAUGAUCGGCGCGUAAAGAAUGAAGUCAAGAUCAUCUUCACCUCCCAACUAUGCCCAACUUAAUAAAUCUGCACCUGUUCAUGUUCAUAUUCAAAAGCCCAAGUUAUUACCUUUUGUUGUGGAAGAACCUUCUUCUGUGAACCAACAAAUGCAAGAACGCAUGCAACCAGAAGCAGAGUGGAAGAGUGUGGAAUCUGCAUCUCCUUCUUCAGCUUUUUCAGGGCACACAGCGAACAGAGAGUCUGAAGAUAAAGCAAAGGCAUCAAAUUGGAGAAGUGAAGUUCGUGAAACUGAUGCACAUACUCAAUCAACCAAUAAAAAUGGGACUUCUCAUGAGAGUUUUGACAAGUUCCAAAAAGAGUUGGACUGGACAGGGAUGGAAAAGGAAACUCUUGCUGAGGAGAACAUGCUGUUGAUUGCACUCAAAGAAGCUGAAAUUACAUCAAUAUCUGUAGCAGAACAAGUGGCAACAUUUCGGAACUCCAUUGCUGAAGUAAUGCAGGUGAAUCAAAUUCCAUCCUCGGGGUUUAGUGGAUUUACUGAAGACAAGAACAUGUUUUUAGAGAAGCUGGAAAAUUUCAAGAUUGCAAGUCAAAAAUUACAAUUUCUCUUCAGGGAACGAUGGAUUUCCAAGAGUGACCACAUUUCAAACAUACUUCUUUGGGCCUUAGGGACUACAGGACAUCCUGGAGUCACCGAGCCUUGCGUGGAUUGUACCAACAGACAAAUUGAAGUGUUGACACAGAAGCUGACAAGAUGUGAAACUGAAAAUAUUCAUUUGAAAAGAAAACUCCAGCAUGUUGAGAAAAAUGCGAAAGAAGCUUUGGCACUGUGUCAGAUGGAAAAGGUUAAUUCUUGCUUUGUAAAGCAGCUGUCAAAGUCUGUUGAAGCAACCCAAGCCCGUCUACAAGAGCAGCUUAGAAACAAAGACGGCAGGAACAAGAGAAUGUCAAAUCAGAUCCUGAAAUUUGAGGGGACAGUGACUGGCCAUAAGUUGCAGAUAGCUCACCUUAAAUCCCAGCUGCUAGCUCUGAAAGAUCAGCUUGCCAUGGACAAAGAGGUUCUGAAGAAGGCAACACGAGCUCAAAGAAAGAGAGCAGAGAGAUUUGAAGCUGCUGUGGAAGAACUUAAUUCCCAGUUCAAAGAAAAGGAUCUGAAGUUGCGAGAGGUUCGUCUGGCCAUUGAAACCCAAAAGAAACAAAACGAUUUGGCUUCUGCGGUAAAGGCCCAGUUGGAAACCAAAGUUUUUUCCCUUUCACAAAUCACAUGCCACAGAAAGGACAGCAGACCCCGAGAACACCAUCACCAAAUUGGAGAAGCAAUGUACUGUUGUUUACAGGCCUUGGUAACAGCUGUGGAAGAAGAUGCAUCAGUAAUAUCAGCAGACCUUGACCAGCUCAAAGCCAAAGCUGAACAGCAGAAGGACAUUGAUAUGCUUUAUGAAACACAGGCUGAUGACCAGAACUUUCAAUUGAAAUCAUCUUCGGAAAAGGUAGAAUCUUUGAGUGAUGAGAAGCAGAAAUUGCAGUUGGCUUUAGAAGUUCUUUCUCGGAGACUGAAGGAGGUUAAUUUUCAAAAUCAAGAGCUAACAGAGACAAUGGCAAAACAAGAAGAAGCUCUUCUGCUUAGCAAAUCUCAGCUGGAAGAAAGGACAAGGGAAUCUGCAGCAUUGAGUCGACAGUUGGAAACUGCUCUACAUGAUGUGACUGAAAAGGUCAGAGAGGUGAAGGAUCAGACUGAAGCUCAAGAGCAUGCCCUUCAGAGCAAACUACAUAGCCUUGAAUUGGAAUUAAACAGAAAGACUAAAGAACUGCAACAGCUUCAAUGGAACAAGAAUAAUGCUGAGAGGAGCCAUGAAGCGCACCUGCAGGAGUUGAGGCUCAGUCUUGAGCAAUCAGAGAGUGAAAACCAGAGCAUUCAGAGUUACAUGCGUUUUCUCAAAUUGUCCUAUACAAUCAUGUUUGGAGACAACAGCAUAACAGAUUUUCAUGGUGAGGCAGCACUGAGAUGAGUAACUUAAUCGUCAUAGGAUUUGAUGAAGUCUUGCAAUGGCUACAGAUUCAACAUUUGUUUUAUCCUUAAUUAUGAAACUUUAAUUUGACUUCUAUUAAGAAAAUUCAGUAAAGGUCAUGCAAAUUGUUUGUGCUGGACGUACUUUACUUGUGAUUAAAAGCAAAUACUGCACAUAGAGAGAACUACUGUCGUUAAUGUUUCUAAAUUAAUAUGCUUGAAUAUUAUGUUACUUUCAGCAGAAAUUUCCAAUGUCAGUGUGUAAAUAUUGUUUUUGUUUCAAAAAUAUUAAUUUGAUUUUAAGGCACUGUUUUUGCAUCAAUAAUUUGUGUUUUUGACAUUGCUCCUUGGUCACAUGUUCAAAUACAUUUCCUCAGUUGGUUAAUUUCCACACAAAAAGAUUACGCCACUGUGAAAAUAAAUAGGGAACUAUUGGCAUACUAUG